GAUGAAUUAAACAUAGAUUUUAGUUACACAAUUUUCAUUUUUCAAAAAAUGGAGGCAAUUAAACCCUAAAGAGAGAAACCUAGUUUGGCAUUUGGCAAUUGAAGAGACCAGAAAAUCAAGCAACGAAGUUAGGCUGUCGCCAGUGUGGUGGGUAUAUAUAUCAUGAACAGGAAUGAACCCCACUAGAGUUGAGAGACAGAAAGGGAAGAAACAGGCGAAGGGUUUUGUUCUUGCUUUUCUUCUCCUCCCUCUCGCUUCACCAACCAUGGAUUCUCAAGAGAUCCCAAUCGCUGACCCUUCCCCCUCUCCGGUGAUUCAAGCUGUCGAAUCUGCAGCAGUGAAAGAUUCCGAGCACCAUUCUCCUCCGCCGUCUGAUGACGAUGAUCACCAUCCUCAAUCUAUCGUUGCUUCCUCCGAUGAGGAUCUUCGUGCGAGGAUCAUUAAGCAGGUAGAGUAUUACUUCAGCGAUGCAAACUUGCCCAGUGACAAGUUUUUGUUGAAACAAGUGAAAAAAGAUAAAGAAGGAUUCAUAUCCAUAUCAUUAAUUGCUUCUUUUAGAAAGAUGAAAAAGCUUACCAAAGACAGUUCCUUAAUUGUGGCUGCCCUCAAAGAGUCUUCCCAGCUUGUUGUAAGUUCAGAUGGUAAGAAAGUAAAGCGUCUGCAUCCUCUUCCAAUAAAUGUUGGCACUGAUCCCAAGCUUCGCACUGUUGUUUUAGAAAAUCUACCUGGUGACAACUCUAUAGAGAAUAUCCAGAAAAUUUGUGCUCGAGUGGGCAGUGUCAAGAAUGUAUCCAUACAUGACCCUCAUGGUGCUGUGAAUUUAGGGAAGAGCAACAAGACAAAGAAAGUGGUCAGUAGUAAGGUGUAUGCUCUUGUGGAGUAUGAAACACUCGAAGCUGCUGAGAAAGCUGUGGCUACCUUGAAUGAUGAAACGGACUGGCGAAAUGGAUUACGGGUUCAACUUCUUCAAAAUUGUAAGGGGUCUGCUUUUGGGCGGAAAGUCUGGAGAGAAGUUGAUUCUGACAAGAGCGGCAAUGCUCGUGUGACCGUUUUGACAAAAGAUGAGGGUAAAAAGCAUUCAACUGAGCAUCAUGAUGAUUCCCUUGAUGACAAGGAUGGGGAACACACAUCUAAGGAAAGAAUUGUGCGGAAGGGUCGAAACCAUUCUAAGGGACGUAAAUAUCACGGGAGCAAUGGAAUGGGUCAUGGGAUUGUUAGUGUGGAGAUUUCGAAGCCACCUCCUGGUCCCCGAAUGCCUGAUGGAACAAGAGGAUUUACAAUGGGACGUGGACGGCCUCUGUAAGCAGCCACAUUUGACUGAAGUCGCACAAAGAGAUUAUUGUAGCCACGUGUGAUAAAGUGUGCUUGUCGGUGUCUGUAUUUGCUUGUCGGUGUCUGUAUUUGUUUACCAUGCCAGAUGAUUUUCAUAUUUUCUCUUGAAUGGCAUGAAACGAAUGAGCUGGAGUUACCUUGGGUUUGUCGUAUGUAUGUUUUUUUCCCUUUCCUUUUGCCGAGGGAGGGGCUUUGGAACUAAAUGGUGUUCAUUGAUGGAAAGAAUAGUGUUAUACAGACGGCUACGUUUGUGUAGAA
This is a messenger RNA of Amaranthus tricolor (Joseph's coat), 1590 nucleotides long. RefSeq names its product la-related protein 6A. Gene Ontology annotation, biological process: RNA processing. The coding region runs from base 173 to 1303 and encodes 376 amino acids. Gene Ontology annotation, cellular component: nucleus. The record is from RefSeq and is a predicted model, not a curated record. The transcript is spliced from 11 exons. NCBI's taxonomy places the organism in Eukaryota, Viridiplantae, Streptophyta, Magnoliopsida, Caryophyllales, Amaranthaceae. Gene Ontology annotation, molecular function: mRNA binding.